Molecule: messenger RNA, 279 nt
Organism: Lactuca sativa (garden lettuce)
Lineage: Eukaryota; Viridiplantae; Streptophyta; Magnoliopsida; Asterales; Asteraceae
Source: the annotation of a RefSeq genome assembly
AUGGUAAAAAAUUCAUUUAUUUCAAUUAUUUUUCAAGAACAAGAAGAAAACAAAGAAAACAGAGGAUCUGUUGAAUUUCAAGUAGUAAGUUUCACCAAUAAGAUACGUAAACUUACUUCACAUUUGGAAUUGCACAAAAAAGACUAUUUAUCUCAGAGAGGUCUGCGGAAAAUUCUGGGAAAACGUCAACGGUUGCUGGCUUAUUUGUCAAAAAAAAAUAGAGCGCGCUAUAAAGAGUUAAUAGGCCAGUUGAAUAUUCGAGAGAGAAAAACUCGUUAA